AUGACGGAAAUCCUCGGCAAGAAAGUCGGCGCCACUGGCUACGGCCUUAUGGGCUUCACUUGGCGACCUAACCCCAUCCCUACGGAAGAUGCCAUUGUUGCCAUGAAGGCUGCUCUCGAGAGCGGCUGCAACCUCUGGAGUGGUGCUGAAUUUUACGGAACACCGGAGUACAACUCCAUGACCUUGCUCAAUGCCUACUUUACUAAGUAUCCUGAGGAUGCUGAUAGAGUUGUCCUCAGUAUGAAGGGCUGCAUGGAUCUCGCAACACAUGCUCUCGACGGAUCGCCCGAAGGUGUCCGCCGAUCCAUGGACAAUAUUCUGAAGCAGCUCGAUGGCAAGAAGAAGGUCGAUUUGUUCAGCUGCUCGCGCAGAGACGCCAAGACGCCUCUUGAGGUCACUAUUGGCGUAUUGCAGAAGGAGUACAUCGAUACUGGCAAGCUCGGCGGCUUUGCCCUCUCUGAAUGCUCGGCCGCGACGGUUCGAGAGGCUGCGAAGCUCACCAAAGUGCACAUUGCUGAGGUUGAACUGAGCAUGUUCUCCCCUGACAUUCUCAACAACGAUAUCGCAGAGGCGUGCGGUGAGAACAACAUUCCCAUCGAGGCAUACUCUCCCAUCGGCCGAGGCAUUCUGACAGGCCGCUUCAAAGAGGCAACUGACUUCAAGAACAACGGCAUUGUUUCCAUCUUUCCUAGGUUCCAAGAGGAUUCUUUUGCGGACAACUUGAAGCUUACUCAGAGAGUCGAGGAGAUUGCAAAGAACAAGGGGUGCACAUCAGCACAGCUUGCUCUAGCCUGGGUGCGGGCCCAGAGCCGUCGCAACGGUCUCCCAGACGUUGUCCCUCUGCCUGGAGCUACAACAGUUUCACGUGUCCAGGAGAAUGCUACUGCUAUUUCACUCACCAAUGAGGAACUUGCUGUGCUGGAUGACAUCGUCGCCAGCUUCAAGCCCGUUGGCGACCGUUACCCUAGCUUCGUUCCUACCAACACCUAA
Messenger RNA from [Torrubiella] hemipterigena, 990 nucleotides. Lineage: Eukaryota; Fungi; Ascomycota; Sordariomycetes; Hypocreales; Clavicipitaceae. The record is from the annotation of a GenBank genome assembly.